AUGGCUCCGUGUCUACAAGAACAUCUGGCUAAUAAAGGGAGACAUAACGAAGCCAAGCAGAUGGGCUCAAAGCCAACAUGCCAGGGGAUGAUGUUGGAGGAAACCUCCUGCCCAGACUGUGCUGGACUACCUAAAGACUCUCGGUCCUUCUGGGAGCCUUUGGUUGCUUUCUCCAGCUUGUCUGCUCCAAGGUGUUGUCCUGCCUUCACGGUAGGGUGACCAGAGGCUGAGCAGCCUAGGUCUGGGUUGUCUAGGGUCUGUGCUUUCAUUUUCCUCCUUAAAUCUCUUCAUCGUCUCUUGCAAUCAGUCUAACUCCAGAAGAGAGCCCAGCGCCUUGAAAUCACUCUAAGCCUGUUGCUGCUCACGCCAGCCGCUUCCCCGGAGGUUUAAUCCUGGCUGCAGCUCCCUGCCUGUGCUGCCUGGCUAGUGACAGGAGCCCAGCUGCCCUUGUUUUGGCACCUCACCGGGCCAUUUGUCCUCAGCUUGAUGGGGACAGCAUCUCCCAGGCACGUUUCACCUGGGCAGAGGAGCCGGGAUCCUUCUCCAGGAUGGCACGGAGGGUCCAUGGAGGGGGGCUCUCCUGCUGAGGCACGGCGGGUGCUGCGGCCCCCGAAGCAGCACAGCCAGAGCAGCAGCCGAACCUCUGGCCAGCCAGAGCACCUCGAGGCCACCCAUGGACCCCAUGCCAUUCUGGAGAGCAAGGUCAAGGCAUUGAAGGAGAAGAGGGGAGGUGGCCGACCAGGGACCCCCACAGCCACCCCUGAGCGUUCCUCACCCAAGAAGCCCCGUGCCCGGCGGGGGAAGCUGGGGGUGGAUGCGGCAGUGGUGGAGCCGCGGACUCAGCUCUGCACCUACCUGACAGAUGGGCUGCUGGAUGGUGAGGAGCCUGUGGCUAGCAGCCCCUCAGCCCCCAGUGUCAGCACCCCAGGGCUCUGGCGGGUGCCAGCACCCAAGGGAGAUGUGCUGGGAGGCACCAAGCUCUCCCUGGAUGAAGGCAUUGGAUCCCAGGUCUCUACCUCCCUUCAUGCGAGAUCCACUCUGGAAGAAAAUGCACGAACCCCACCACGGGACAGAAGGGUUCCCUCAGUGUCCCCCACCACGGUGGGGGGCUGGGAAAGGCUCUCUCUGUCUGAGCGGGUUGAAAGGAACCGGCGGCUUCUGCAGGAGGUGCUGGGCCUCACUGUGCCUGAGGUACCAGCAAGUGAUGGGGACUGGGAUUCGGGAGUCUCACUGCAGGAUGCUGAGGGCUGCAGGGCCUUUGUCCCUGGGCAGGAGCUCGAGCUGAGCCCGCGGCACGAGCAGGCCAAGCAGCUGCUGCAGCGCGCCCGCAUGAAGGCUCGCACGAACCCCCUGCGCGCCAGCCACGACAUCCUCCUGCUCUCCACCGCUGUCCCGCACCCCAGGGAACCCAGCGGGAGGCUGAGCAUCGCCCCGCGGGACGGCGGGAGCCUGAGUGACUCAUCGAGCGGGGAGUCGAGCUGCGACCGGCCACGGCGGCCACGGGGCCCCUCUCCAUCCCGCGUCCGCUUCGAGGACGAGUCGGCCCGGGACGCUGAGGUGCGGUACCUGGAACGGCUGCAGCUGCGCCACCGGCGGGCGCUGGGCUCAGUGUUCUCCUCACCGGAGACGGCCGGCGGUGGGCAGCCAGGGGACAGGGCCAGCCAGCCCAAAGCCUGGAGCAGUGACCUUGUGGCUGGGGGCAAGUGUAGUGCCUGUGGCUCCUUCCUUGGUGCCAGCACCAGCCGAGUCACGGACACGCCGGCAAACACCAACGAGGCUGAAAGUAGCCCUGCAGCAAAAGGAAGCAUCCCAGGGGAUAGUGAGGGGCCAAGUCCUGCUCGUCCAGAGCCCAAAAUCAGGGCUCUGGGCCCCCACGGGUCCCCGCUGUGGAUCCUCCCCUCCCGGCAGCGCAUCCAUACCGAGAAGAUCAAGGAGACCUACAUCGGGGAUGUCACCUACAUCGACGAAGUGGACUCAGCCCUGGAGAGCACUGACACCUCUGAUGGCUGCCGGACAGACAGUGAGGAGGCAGGACCUCACAGCCCCCACCCACGGGGGCACCAGAACCCCCGGGCUCGUGGGCACAGGGCCCCCAGUGUUGUCCCUCACACGGAGGCACGAGCUGGGAAGGGGACGUGUGUGGUCAGUACUGGCCCCCGCACAGGAGACAGGGACUCAGGUAGUGCCACAAGCCAGGUGGGGGCUGUUUCACCACCACCACCAGGGACAACCAGCAGCAGGGAGGAUGGGGACCCCCACCAGCGUUCAGGGGGCAGCAAGGGGGUGGGAAGCACCCCUCAUGCCCCACAGCAGACCAGUGAGACCUCAAAACCCUCCUCACAGCUGGGGCCUGCCACCCCCAUGCUAGUCACCCACCUCCCUAUGCCCCCUCCCACCAAAAAGGCCUGCUCCCAGGUGCCUUGCAGGAAAGCCCUCUUCUCCAGUGGCAGCUGGGCAUCAAGCCAAGCCCAAGACCCAGAGCCCAAUGGUGAGAGUGCUGCCUCCUGCCAGCCUGGGGGCACAACAGGGCCAGGGGAGCGGCGGGGUCCCUGCAGCCCCAGGUGGCUCCCAAGGAGCCCCCUCCGUGCCUUGUCCACCAACAACUGCAACAAUACCCAUGGGCAGGACCCCUCAGAGAUGGACAGAGGUAAGAGAUCCAUACAUGGGGGUGCCUGGGGGAUCAGCAGGUCCCCACUGAGGCAGGGACGUCAUUAUCUUGCUGUGGUUAUAGAUGCACCAUCACAUCCCACCUCACAACCCCAGGAGGCUGCUCGUCCCCCUGGGAAAGUUGCUGGAAUGCCUGGAGCACAUCACUCGGCCGGGAGUGCAGCACAUGGGGAGCCGGGGCAGCCAGCCAGCCGCAAGAGCAGCAGCGCUUCAGCCUCGGGGCUGAAGAAGCUGCUGUGCAGCCUGAGCCAGAGCACCAAGCAGCGCCUGGGCCGCUUUCGCUGCUACAGCAUGGAGCAGCUCCCGGCCCCCGACGCCACCCCUCCGGAUGGCCCCAGCAUGAAGAAGUCACCCUCCCUGCAGUCCCUGCGGCUGGUGUCACCCUUUUGCCAGUCCCAAAAGACCACCUCUGUCCAGAACCUGCACCCCCUCCUGGGCAAGGGAUCCCGUGCCAGUGCCUACCUCCUGCCACAGACCACAGCUGACAGGAAGGGGGGCUCGGGGCCACGGCGCUCACUGAGUGUGGAGGACAUUGGGGCGCCGGGCAGGCUGCGUGCAGUGGGACGUGUGGUGGAAGUCUUCCCCGAUGGCACCAGCCAGCUGGAGCUGCAGCGACCCCCCAGCGGCACCUUUGGGUUCUGUGUCACCUCUGGGAACGGCCGGCCUGACACAGGUGUCUACGUGCAGGAGAUGGCAGACGCUGGCACGGCCAAGCUGUACGCAGGGCUCCUGGGCAUUGGAGACGAGAUCCUGCAAGUCAACGGCGUGGCUGUCUCGGGGCUGGGGCUGGCCCGCAUCCAGGAGCUGCUGCUCCAGGCGGACUCCUUGUCCCUCCGCGUGCUCAGGCACCGGCCUGCACCACGGUAG
Indicator indicator is the source of this 3534-nucleotide messenger RNA. Its product is annotated as KIAA1614 ortholog. Lineage: Eukaryota; Metazoa; Chordata; Aves; Piciformes; Indicatoridae. Gene Ontology annotation, biological process: establishment or maintenance of cell polarity; regulation of cellular localization; centrosome cycle. The record is from RefSeq and is a predicted model, not a curated record. Gene Ontology annotation, cellular component: nucleus; cell cortex; apical plasma membrane. Gene Ontology annotation, molecular function: protein kinase C binding.